This is a messenger RNA of Penicillium argentinense, 726 nucleotides long. Its product is annotated as Sas10/Utp3/C1D family protein. The coding region runs from base 1 to 726 and encodes 241 amino acids. The transcript has 3 exons. The record is from RefSeq and is a predicted model, not a curated record. NCBI's taxonomy places the organism in Eukaryota, Fungi, Ascomycota, Eurotiomycetes, Eurotiales, Aspergillaceae. Gene Ontology annotation, biological process: maturation of 5.8S rRNA; regulation of gene expression. Gene Ontology annotation, molecular function: DNA binding; RNA binding. Gene Ontology annotation, cellular component: nucleolus; exosome (RNase complex).
AUGGACGUACCGGAUCUGAUGCCGCUGCUGGAGCAGCUUGAUGAUAAUGUGGAUGACCUUGAGGAGGUUCUUCAGCCCAUUUUGGGUCAGUCUCUGGCAAAAGUUUCCAAGAAUUUGCCUGUUAUGGACAAGGCCAAGAUCCACGUCUUGGCCACCUACACUCUUGAGUCUCUCAUUUUCUCAUAUCUCCGUCUCAAGGGUGUCGAUGCGAAACAGCACCCUGUGUUCCGGGAAUUGACGCGCGUGCGACAAUACUUCGAGAAGAUCAAAGAAAUGGAGAAAGGACCUGAAGAGCGCCCCAUGACUUUGGACAAAGCAGCCGCAGGACGAUUUAUCAAGGCUGGCCUUGCUGGCAAUGACAAGAUCGAUCUGGAGCGGGCCGAGAGGGAAGCCAAGGAGAGAGCUCGCGCCGAGGUGAAGGCCGCUAUUCUGGCCAGGAAGGCAAAGGCCGCUGCGCAGGCUACUGCCGAUACCUCCAGCGCCGCUCCCUCCUCUGCCCCAGACACCGCCAACUCCGACGAUGACAGCGACGAAGAGAUGCAAGAUAAGGCUGAAGCUGGUAGUGAGAGCGGAAGCAAGGCCAGCACGCCCACUUCUAAUAGCAAGAAGCUCAAGAAGCUCAAGAAGGAGACAGGAAUCAGCGGCAGAAAGGCGGCGAAUAGAGCAGCGAAGCAGGAACGACGACAGAAGAAGGAGGAUGCUCGAAAGGCCCGAGGAGCCAAAUAG